UUUACUAAUUGUUUGCCGAUGUGAUCCACCUGCAUUGGAUCAGUUUCACCUGUGUCCACAUCUCUCAGGUGGAUUUAGUCUUGUUGUUCCUUUGCGUUCUGUUUUUUUUUUUUUUACCCCACAUCCAUCCAAUUUCAACCACGCUGGUUUUGUACUACCAUUUCUACCAGUCUGCCACUGGCUUCAUAAACCUUUGAGAAGGUGGUUCAGGGGCAGAUCCAGUUUAAACUGGUCUCUUAUCUAUUGGUAACAUUGCUCCACUGAAAUCCAGGCAUUCAGAGUGAGACAGGACAAAUCAGUCAGUGUUGCAGUUUGUCUUUGAUAAUCCAUUUGCUGUAGUUAAAUUACCGAAAUCAAACCUGGCACAAAACAUCCAGAAAUACUCUAGUUACACUGCGUGUGCACAGUAGAAAAAUCUCCAGCUGUGUAGGAGCCAUGUACCAGCCCUUUCCUUGAUGCUUGACUACGUGAUGUGGAGACGGUGUUUCAUCAAGCCAAGACCAGUAAUUCCAGAAAGACAAAGAACAAAGCGUGCCUCAUAUGGGGCGGAGCUUCCUGGACGUCACACAGGGUGUGACAAAUGUACCGGGUAUUUAAAGACUUGCGGCGCCGCAUGUUCUUCAUACAGUCAAGAAGAUAAAGGAUAAAGGACAUUAACACAACAAUGUCAUCACCUGCAGGAAGAAAAAUGUCUUUGCAAACCUUCACGGAGCAGUUCAAGUGCUGCAUCUGUCUAGACAUUUACACCGACCCAGUCUCGCUCCCAUGCACACAUAACUUCUGCUUAAAGUGCAUCCAAGCCUAUUGGGACACAAAGGGCAAAUGUGAAUGCCCCCUGUGCAAGAAGAUGUACAAAAAACGUCCGACCCUCUGGAUCAACCGGGAAUUCGCUGAAAUCAUUGACGUCCUGAGGAGAGCAACACAGGAUGACACUGAGGUUCCGACCAGUAUUGUCAGUCCGCCCCCAAGACAGCAAUGCAUCGCUGUUCCCUGUGACAUUUGUCAUGGAAGUGAGUCCACAUCUGUCAAAUCGUGCCUCGUUUGCCAGGAGUCGUACUGUGAAAUGCACCUCGCACCUCACAGCAGAGUACCGGCCCUGAAGAGACACCCACUCGUCGACCCCGACAUCUUGAUCAACAGCCACGUCUGUAGGGAGCACGGCAAACCACUGACCCUGUUCUGCAAAACAGACCACCAGCCGGUGUGCGUGUCCUGCACAGAGGGAACUCACAGACGCCACGAGGUGAUUCCCAUGGAGAAGGAGAGCAGAAGAAUCAAGAAUCACAUGAAGGCAACCAAGCUCAACAUUCAGCAGAUGAUUCAGACCAGACUGAGAAAAAUGGAUGAGAUCACAAAGGCCGUGGAAGAUGGCAAAAAAAUCACUGAGUGGGAGAUUCAGAGGAACGGCAGGGUGUGCACCACACUGAUGAAGGCCAUCCAGAGACACUACACUGAGCUGGUGGCAGAACUGGAGGAGAAGCAAAUGAAAGCCCAGCAGAGGGCAAAUAAGAUACUGGAAAAGCUGGAGCAGGAAAUUAGUGACCUUCAGACAAGGACAAGCGAGCUGCAGCAGCUGGAAUUCACAGAGAACCCUAUUCACCUGAUACAGGGUUUCCCAUCACUCAGUAUCCUCCCAACCUCACAGGACUGGUCUGAAGUCACAGUCCAGUCUGAUAACACAAUGUGGACACUGAAGAAGGCCGUCAAUAAGCUGGCCGAUGUUUGUCAGGAGGCCACGUUCCAGCUGUCCUUGGAAGAAGCAGACAAGAUGAAACAGUAUGCAGAUGAUGUAACUCUGGACCCAGAGACUGCUUCUGGUUGGCUGCUCCUGUCCCCAGAUGGAAAAGAGGUGAGCAUCAGCAGCCACAAGAGAAAGGCUUCCCUCCCAGACAACCCUCAGCGCUUUGACGCCUGUGUCUGUGUUUUGGGGAAACAGAGUUUCACAUCUGGGAGACACUACUGGGUUGUUCAGGUCGGAGAUAAAACAGAUUGGGAUUUGGGUGUGGUCAGGAAGUCCAUCAACAGAAAGGGCGCCAUCACAGUGUGUCCUGACAGUGGUUUCUGGGCCAUAUGCAGACGCAAAGGUGGCCUCAGCCUAAGUGCCUGUGCCCGUCCCUCUGUUACCCUCCACCUCCAGGAGACGCCCCAAAGAGUUGGCAUCUUCCUGGACAUCGAGGAAGGCUCAGUGUCCUUCUACGACGCUGAUGCCAAGAAUCAUAUCUACACCUACAGCGGCUGCAACUUCACUGAGCCCAUCUACCCCUACUUUAACCCCUGUGUCCAGGAGAAUGGCAGAAACAGCGAGCCUCUCAUCAUCAGCCCUAUGUCCACUAUACAGGAGGGAAUGACCAUUGGUACAGAAGUGUAGUACCGUCCUGUUUGAACUUUUUUUCUAAUGUAUUUAUUGCACCUUGGUGUUAUUUACAUACUGACCUGCAGCAGGUCGAGAAACUCCUGUUUACUAAAGCUAAACGACGCACACGAGUAAUGUCUGAUUUUCAACUGUAUUGUAUUCUUUGUAUUGUGUAUUAUGUGGAUAUUCAACGCACGUAUAAAGCACUGUCCAUCCUGUUAAAGCCAUGACCUCAAUGUGUAAUGAACACAAAAUGUAAUCAAUUGUUUACUUAUAUGUUCUAUUUAUCUUUUAUAGCUUUUUUUCUGUACAGUUUUAUGGUGAAAAAUGAUUGUUAUCACACGACAGAGUUACAACUAUGGGGCGGUUCAAUACAUUGUAUUUGCAAUUGCUGUAUUUUACUUCUUCAUCUAUUUUAUUAUUAUCUUAUCCAUUUAAGACACAACUUUAAUUGUACAUUUGUGAUUUUAUAUGUACAGACAAUAUUUAAAUUAUAACAUGUACUUCAAUCCUUAUAAAUUAUAUUCGAAUAAAAUUUUAAUAAAGAAAAACAACAA
Cynoglossus semilaevis (tongue sole) is the source of this 2910-nucleotide messenger RNA. RefSeq names its product E3 ubiquitin-protein ligase TRIM39-like. Gene Ontology annotation, molecular function: protein binding; zinc ion binding. NCBI's taxonomy places the organism in Eukaryota, Metazoa, Chordata, Actinopteri, Pleuronectiformes, Cynoglossidae. The record is from RefSeq and is a predicted model, not a curated record. Bases 665 to 2368 code for a protein of 567 amino acids. The transcript is spliced from 11 exons.